Talaromyces stipitatus ATCC 10500 is the source of this 4591-nucleotide messenger RNA. Its product is annotated as Exocyst complex component Sec3, putative. The transcript has 4 exons. Lineage: Eukaryota; Fungi; Ascomycota; Eurotiomycetes; Eurotiales; Trichocomaceae. Gene Ontology annotation, molecular function: phosphatidylinositol-4,5-bisphosphate binding. Gene Ontology annotation, cellular component: exocyst; plasma membrane. The coding region runs from base 1 to 4332 and encodes 1443 amino acids. The record is from RefSeq and is a predicted model, not a curated record. Gene Ontology annotation, biological process: Golgi to plasma membrane transport; exocytosis.
AUGGCAACAAUAGGUGGACCACCUCCUCGAGGUUAUGAGCGACCCCGGAGGCCAGAGGCGGAUGCUCGCAAUGAAAACAAAGGAGCCACUGGGGAUGGCUCAACGUCCAGAGCUCAACUGUUUCAAGAUGAAAAGCGGAGAAUCAUCAGUAGCUGUUUCUCCAAACAGGAUAGCGACGGUGCUUUAACCGAGUCAUAUAUCACCCACAUACGGAUCACUGAAGAUGCAGCUUAUCCGACGACCCCGGCACCACCAAGCUCCCCGCCCGAGAAUAAGAAAGCUCGGUUGAUCAUUGUCGCAUUGCGGAAAUCAGGCCGCGUUCGUAUGCAUAAGGCUCGCGAGAACAACGAUGGCACGUUUUCAAUAGGCAAAACAUGGAUGCUGGACGACUUGACUUCAAUACAGUGUUUCAGCGAUUUACCUGCCACUACUCCGACUGAACAGCAGCAGAAACAAUGGGCGUCAAAUGUUGGAUUUGUCGUGACUGUAGGGAAACCAUAUUACUGGCAAGCAUCGAAUUACAAGGAGAGAGACUUCUUUAUCGCCAGCCUAGUCAAGAUCUACAAAAAGUAUACCGGCGGCCGAGUUCCUAAGCUGAUUGGCUUCGAUGAGAAGCAAAAGCAAGCCUUGAUUGGAGAUGCUGGCCAGGCGGCACUACGCCCUAGCACGCCGUCUUCUCAAGGCCCUCAACCAAGUCAGGCCGCGAAUCGUGCCCCGAGCCGCGAAGGAAGGAAUGAACAAAGGCCCCCUCUGUCCGAGGAGCAAAAACUCCGAUCUCAGCGUAGUCGCGACGCGGCGCUUCGGCCCUCCCCGUCUCCAGGUCGGCCUCCACAGUUACCAAGGGUUCGCGACGACCUUCCAUCGAGUCUCAAUAGUCGGGUAUCUGAAACUGAUAGACCACCGAAACCACUCUAUGCAGAGACUCCCCAAGUUGUUUCUAAAGGUCGAGAAAAUAGCCCUGCCAACAUUCGACAGCGAGGACCGCCUCAACCUGAGGAUGAAAAGGUGCCGUACGGAGUAUUUUCUAAUCCAGCCUUGGAUAUGGCAAGAGAACCGCUGCGCCCUGGCACAUCUGGUUCCGGAUCAGCUCCAUCAAUUCCACCCUUAACCAAUCAAUCUCUAUCUUUGGAUAAUAGCAUGCUGUCAGGAACAUCUAGUAGAGGUGAUGCGCCACCCUCACGAGGAAGUAAUGUCUCCAAUCGGUCCUCGAGGAACCUUGAAGAUCUCCCUCCAGCCCUUCGAUCGGGGUCGUCCAGUGGCAUCAAAAACAAUGUCUCCACAGACUCCGUCAACAUCUCACGAGAAGCAAAUGAACCUGAACCCGCACCCACCACAACUUCCUCAAUGCCGGAUGCUCCUCUUUCACAGGCAGUUUCGGAGACUGUCGAGUCUUCUCCGGUCCCAGGUUCAAUUUCAGAGACACCUGAAUCGCCUUUGCAGGUAAAAGCCCCUGUAGAACCCUCACAGCCUUCAGUUACUAUUGAAAAGCCGCCUACUCCACCAAUUCCGGAAGAAACGGAGGACUCAGAAGCUCACCGUCCUGGUCUUGGACCUAUGAUCAAAAAGAAGUCAGGGAAGGAUAUUGCUGGCGCUUUUCGUAGGGCUGCUACUGCAUAUGGUGCUUUCAAGCCUCGGCCCGGAGGAGCUGGUGAGCGGCUAUUGGCGAAGGAGAAGACGCAGACGAACGAACCUGAUGGCAUUACGAGUGUCGUUCCAGCUCCCUUGUUACGGGGACUGAGCAGCGAAUCAACAAAACCUGCAACUCCGGAGCCAGUGAGCAAUCAGGCAACGCCUUUGCAAGAGUCUCCGGCUCAAGAGCCACCGAAGGUGGAAAUCACUCGCGUGAACACUGAUGAGUUUCCCCCACCUCCUCCUGAAGUGACUAUAGAAGCCCCUGCCGACCAGGGGCCGGAAACAGUCGAAGAAAAAAUCAGAUCAAGGUCUGUCUCGCCCGCCCAAGAACGGCGCCGCCGUCGUCGUGAAGAUAACAUCGCGAAAUACUGUCAAGCCUUGGGUGUUGAGGUCCAUAUUGUCGAGGGUACAGAAGGUUACUUUGACGAAAUACUCACUGAUCUGGGAUGGCAUGGACGUCUAAGCGACGAGAAAAAAAUCGAAGAUCUUGAGGCGGAUAUUCGGAGAGAGAUUGGACGCGUUCAAGCCACCAGUUGGCUCGGUAAUAUUGAACAGCAAGAAGGUAAAAUCGAUCAAUUAGCUAAGCUCAUUGAUCGAACAAUUGAAGAAUGUGAGGAACUGGACGGCCUGUUGACUCUCUAUUCUCAUGAACUUAGUACUCUGCAUGAUGAUGUUGCAUUCAUUGAAGCACAGUCUCAAGGUCUUCAGGUCCAGACCGCCAACCAGAAGCUUCUCCAGAGCGAACUGCAAAAUCUUCUCAAGACGCUUUCUAUCUCGGCCGAUGAUCUACGACCCCUGCAAGAAGUGUCGCUAAAUAGCGAAGAUGGUGUCCAUCAAACAGAGAUGAUUUUGUCAAUGCUCUACAAGGCAAUGUUGACUAUUGACUGCGACAUUAAUCAGAACAAGAAGCGCAUGGCUGAUGCUGCCGGUGAUUCCAGUAGUGUUGGUGUCUAUGCAGAUACUGAAAUUGGUCAAAUGCGAGCGAUUAGAGAGAAGAAAGACCAAUACCGCGCCGAGUCCGGCUACUUCUUACAACGUCUUAGGCAAUUCAUGUCUGUUGCAUUCAAGUCUAGUCAACAAAAACGGGUGAAUACGUCAUCGAAUUUUAUGAACGGCAAUCUGAAAUUCGACAGCACUGGUCACAAUGCAGCGCGUCAGGAUCUCUGGAUGUACUCCGCACUUAUGUUGUUUGCGCGAGAAGUCAGCUCGUCCGAGUGGGUUAUGCUGAUCAAUUUGUAUGAGCAAGAUUCCAAGACCCCGUACCAGAAUGAGUUGCGAGAUAAUCUCACGGCUUGGAAGAAGGCGGCCAAGAAGAGCUCCGGCGAAGAGAGUGAAAUACUAUUCACCCAUCAUGAGAAAGAAAAAGAAGGCGAGGGAUUGACUGGCGCAGCGCGUAAGUUGACCGUUAGGAGAGGUAAAACCGUCCGUGUUCAACAAGGACCCAAGAAUAUUGGUGAAAAGCAAGGCAGAUUAGACGUAUUUGAAGUUUUUACUGGCGCACUACAGGAAACGGUCAAGAUGAUUUCGGAGGAGCAGAAUUUCAUUGUGCAAUUUUUCCACCUAAAUUCGCUUACAACAGUGGAAUUCCCAGACAUAGUGGCUACGAGUGAUCCUGGCGAAAGACAGAUCCCAGAUUUCAGCAUAAAGCAAAUGCACGACCCAGAUCGUGAUUUUGCCAAACGGGUCGAACAGGUUAUUGACGGUAUCUUUUCCUUUUGGGGGACUGAUAUUCAGAACCUUGUAGAUUGGGUGUUGAAUAUUGAUCAACUACAAGGAGUUGGGGUUUUGGCUGCUGUUGAGGCGACUAUCUCCGAGUUCGAAGAUACGAAUCAGGACUUUAUUGUCCACACGCUGCAGAAAUUGCUUAAUCGUUUGAAUGGUCUCUUUAAUCGAUUCGUUGACCAACAGAUUAGGGGUAUUGAAGAAACGAAAGUCAAGAUUAAUAAACGAAAAGGGGUCAUUUCUUUCAUGCGGACAUUCCCUCACUUCUCUACAGCGGUUGAGAACAUGCUUGCGGUACAAUCGUCCUCCAACUUCUCCGAUGUUCGCUUAGCUGUCAACGAGGCGUACAACAAGAUCAACCGUGCGAUGUGGGAAAGCUUGAAAUUUAUUGCUAAAGAAGCCCCUGGCCAAGUCGGCGGCGCUACUGCUGGGGUAGGCGAUCCUGAAGACAAGGAAGCUCUCAAUUAUCACAUCCUUCUCAUUGAAAACAUGAAUCACUAUUUCGAAGAGGUCGAUGUUCGCGGUCUUCCAGUCCUGGAACGAUGGCGUGAUCGGGCAAUUCAGGAUUACCAUGAACAUAUGAAACUCUAUAUGGACGCGGUCAUUCGACGGCCUCUAGGAAAACUGCUGGACUUUAUUGAAUCGACAGAAUCAUUGCUCGCGAAUUCGAGCAACCCCACGGAUAUUGCUUCUCGCACCAGCCACUCAAAACCUGUGGUCAAGAAAUUGCUGUCAUCUCAUGAUAGCAAGGAAUUACGACGUGGCGCAGACCUCCUCAAGAAACGUGUUGAGAAACAUUUUGGCGAUGCAGACGACCCGGGGCUCAGCCGCAGCCUUGUAGUCAAAGUAUUCAACGAGUGCGCUACCAGGUAUGAAGACACCUAUGAUCGCCUCAUGAAGAUCGCCGACAGCGUCUAUGAAGGCCAGGUGGAACUUGACUGGAGUCGGGAUGAAGCAAGUUCGCUUUUCCGUCGUUAGCAGUUCUUAUCUAGUGUUGGUGUAUGAUCGAUCUAUGAAACCCUGUACUUGUUCUACGCGCAUGCAUUUUGGGGUGUUUGUUGUUCUCUUGGUUUGUUCGUAUUGCGUCCUAAUGGGACUAUGUUGUUGAUAUUGGAUUCUAUAAGGUCUUUUACUCCUAUGUCUCAUUGUAAAAGCAGCCUUACUUGCUUUGGACAAGAUAUCUAUAAUGUAUAUAUUUAUCAGCAGGAUGCUUGAUUGAAUUCCAGGUUUCGAUUUU